AUUUUGGCCCAUUUUGCUCAUUUUUGCUCCCUUUUCGCAGAUUCUUGAAAAUGGCGGGCAAUUCUCCUCAUGGCGGAGGUUUUCCGGGUGCCGGAGAUGAUUUCGAUCCCAUGACUCUACCUCCGAGGACCCGACCUUUCAUUCCCGGGAGGUACCGUCCGCCAGCUCACGUCCUCCCGCGUGUCGUCUUCCGUCAUUUUACCAGCUUUGACGAGCGAGCACCCGUGGAUCUGCUUCUCAGAGAGCCGGAGCAGCAUCUCUCUCACGAGGCCCGAGAGCUAUGGGUCUAUGUAUACUUCCCAUCAUUAGCCCCAGAGCUGGAGGUAGUAGGGAUUCCCGUGACCCCAUAUUCAUUGAUAUUCGAGGGCCCGCACCAGCCGAGGCCUCGAGAGACCCUCCUUCGCCUGCGAUAG
This is a messenger RNA of Camellia sinensis, 413 nucleotides long. The record is from RefSeq and is a predicted model, not a curated record. NCBI's taxonomy places the organism in Eukaryota, Viridiplantae, Streptophyta, Magnoliopsida, Ericales, Theaceae.